This is a messenger RNA of Chironomus riparius, 2290 nucleotides long. The record is from the annotation of a GenBank genome assembly. Lineage: Eukaryota; Metazoa; Arthropoda; Insecta; Diptera; Chironomidae.
CACAACUGUUGUUUGUUAUUAUUUCUUUCUUGCUUUAAGGUAGGAAAAUAUUUGAAGAUCAUAAAACUCUUUUUUUUUCUAGUAAUCAUCAUCUUAUCUCCCACAACAUGCUUUUCUUUCAUCAUUUGAGGAAGUAAGUUCAGAAACAUCUCGUGAAGAGUCUUCAGUUGCUGUCAGAAUUUUGCUGGAUAUAGGAUAAGCAACUCAAAAAGUAAAAAGAUGGGCGCAACACCGAAACUUGUUGAAGAGAAAACUGAUGGUAUAAAGGCAAGAACAGUUCUUUGGUACAUGACAUUCUUUGGAUUUGCCGUGAACUAUAUAAUCCGUAUCAAUGCAAAUAUAGCAAUUGUGGAUAUGAUUGAUUUGAAUUAUAAGAAAAAUCAUAAUGACAAUCAAACAGUUAUUGUAUCAGAGUGCUUCAUUAAUGACAUAACUAAUAGUACGGAUAGUGAUGACAAGAGCUUAGCAACUGUAGAGAAUGAUAGAAGUAGAAGAUAUACCUCGAUAGAACGGAGACUUUUGGACUAUUUUGAGAUUGAAUACGAGCGUGAUGGAUUUAAAUGGGACGAGCACAAGCAGGCAAUGUUCCUUGGAUCAUUCUAUUGGCUUCAUUGGGCCUCACAAAUUCCAGGCGGGAUUCUAGCAACAAAAUAUGGAACGAAAUUUGUUUUUGGAUACGCCAACUACAUCUCGUGCGUGCUGUGCUUCAUUACUCCACUUAUCAGCUAUUUGGACUAUCGCUUACUCGUAUUUGUCAGAUUGGUUUCUGGGAUAUUUACUGGUUUCGCGUGGCCAGCAAUGCACCAUCUUGUUGGACUUUGGAUACCGGGAAAUGAAAGAAGUCGAUUCGUUACUGCUUAUUUGGGAUCUUCGAUAGGAACCGCAAUAGCAUAUCCAAUAUUCGGCUACAUUAUUAAAAUAUCAUCAUGGGAAUGGGUCUUUCAUGCAUGCUUUGUAGUUGGAACAAUCUGGUUCAUUCUAUGGCAAUACAAUGUCUACGACAGUCCAGAAGAACAUCCUCGUAUUCAUCCAUCAGAAAAAGGAUACAUUCUUCAAGUUCUUGGCUCAUCAGUUAUUCGAGACGAAGAUCAGAAAAAGGAGCGAGAAAUUCCAUGGAUAGCCAUUCUUUCGUCACGAUCAACAUGGAUAGCUACUGUCGCACAAAUCGGAGGAAUUUGGGGUCUUUUCACAUUGCUGACACAAAGUCCAACAUACUUCCGUUUAAUUCAUGGAUGGAGUAUUGAAAUGGUUGGUGUGCUGUCUGGAAUUCCUCAUUUGUUAAGAACUGGAUUCUCAUUUUUGUUCUCAAUGUUUGGAGAUUAUUUGUUGACGCACAAUAAAAUGUCACGCGAUCGUGUUAGAAAGUUUGCGACAUUAUUCCAUUUGAUAUUAAACGGAGUCUUUUGCUUUGGACUUGCAUAUUCUGGCUGUAAUAUUAUCAUGGCUGUGACAUUCUUAUCAAUUUCACUUGCUUUACAUGGAGCUGUAUCAUCAGGUGUUUUAGCAGGUAUGAUCGACAACAGUCCAAACUAUUCAGGAAUUAUUUUGGGAAUCACAAGUACAAUUGCUAUUUGUUCUGGAUUUGUGUCGCCUAUGAUCGUCGGAUACUUUACUUUUGAAAAUCAAACAACUAAAGCAUGGCAGCACAUUUUCGAAUUAACUGCAAUAGUCAUGAUAAUCAGUGGAAUUAUUUACAUUCUUUUUAAUGAUGGAUCUACACAGCCUUGGAAUAAACCAAAGCCUAAUAAAGUUGAAGCUCCUGAUAUAAGUUUGAAUUUAAGGAAACAACUUUUAAGUUUAAGCUAUGAAACGGCUCGAAGAGCAUCAGUUGAUCAAAAUACAGACGAAAGUAAAUGCGAAAAUGAAAGAGAGAAAUAAUAAGAAUUAAGGAUUAAGAGUGUCGAUUCUGAAUAAGGGACCAAAGAACAUUUAAUUUCGUGUUCUGAUUUGUUAUUAGAUUUUUAAUAGAUUUCUUGAAUUAUAAUUCCGAUCAAUACUAAAAUACCCAUUUGCAAUUCAUGUGGAGAUCAAGUGAAGCUUCAUGAUUGUCAAAUAGAGUUUUGAGUUUCUCGGAGUAGCUGUUAUUGUAAAUUGUAGUAUUUAAUAUUUAGGAUUAACACACAACUUAGCAUUUCUGUUUCAAGUAAAAUGAUGCUGCCUAAAAUACAAUAUUAAUGCAUCAAUUAAAAAAAAUACAUUUGAACCUGAAGAAUAAACAAAUCAAAAUAAUUUGCAGUCAAUCAAUUGCUUAGUUUUAAAUAAACGAGAGACAAAUCAAGAGGAAUUCUCA